AUGGAGCUCUCAAAAGGAGAAGGAGAAGGAGAACCAAUUAACGAUCAAUUUGAAGAUAAUCCAUUUUUAUUAAACUUACAACCAUCAUCAUCAUCAUCAUCAUCAUCAAAUGACAUGGUUGAAGAUGAUAAAAAAGAAGAACAAGAAUGUAAUCAUGGUGAAAAGGAUAAACAUGUCGAACAAAAAUCCUCAUUAUCAAUGACACCAACAUAUAUAAUACAACCACAACAACAAAAUGAAUGGCCAGAGGUAGAAUCGAUAGCAGAUAGAAUAUCAAGAGAAAGAGAGGAAAUGGUUAGAGCUAGCUUGGUAGAAGAUCUAGUAGUAUCUGUUCGUUACAUUAUAUAUACAUUGUUAAUGAAUCAAGAUACAAAUACAUUAACAUCAAAUAGUUUUGGUGUUGAUCGUCUAUGCAUGUCUAUUGAAAGAAUACUAUGUCAUCAAUUGAAUUCAAGUAUAACAUUAUGGAAAGUGAUAGUAAUGGUUGAACAAGAACAAAGUAGAUUGGAAAGAUGUUUAAAAGAUGUUGGUGAAUUUAGAGAUAUUCAACAAUCAAGAUCAUUGUUUAGUGAAAGAGGAAGAUAUAGAUCAUACAUUAGAUCGGUACUGAAUCAUGGAAAGUUAUCACUAUUCUUGACUAAUCUAACUACAUUGGCUGUAUUGGAAAAGACUGUCGGUACGGCGAUGGGAUUUCAAACCUAUGGAUUGGAGUCUAUCAUUCACCAUAAACCAUCGAUUGAUUCUGUUAUAUCAUUGUUUAAACAGAUUGAUGAUAUUAAAUUCUCAUUAACUUUAAAUUCAAUGGAAUUGGAAUUGAUAAUAGAUCAAUCUAGUAACAACAGUAACAAUAAUAAUAAUAAUAAUAAUAAUAACAAAGAAGAAGAUAUAAGGAAAAUAUUGUAUAAAAUGGAUGAUUUAAAUGUAAAUAAUAAUAAUAUUAAUAUUAAUAAUAAGAAAAUAGAACAACAACUUGAUAAAAAGAUAGAGGGAGAACCAACAGACGAAGAAUUAAUUGCACAAUUUGAUCAAAAUUAUGAAGAUUUGGAAGGUAUAGAAUCACUCAAAUCAAAUAUUACAAAUAUAUCAAAUAAUAUCAUUUCACUUGGAAUUAAAUCAAAUAAUAAUAAUCCAAAUAAUAAUAAUAAUAAUGAAACCAAUAUAAUGAAUAAUCUCAGUCGGGAUAAAAAAAAUUGGUUCAUCAAAUCAAUCACGUCCAACCAAAUGACUGUUGAACAGGCAAUGGAGAAUAUUACAAAAACUACAUUUGAUGACAAUCUCGAAUCAUCAUCAUCAUCAUUAAUGACAACAACAACAACAUCAAUACCAAAUAAUAACAAUGAUGAUUCAUCACAACCAAUAAUGUUAGACGAUCACAAUGAACCACUAGAAGAUACAACAACACCAAAAAAGAAAAAGAAAAUAAUAAUAGUCAAAAAGAAAGUAGUAAAGGAAAAGAAGGCAGUCCCCGAAAGAAUAAUAAACUUUAAUUAA
This is a messenger RNA of Cavenderia fasciculata, 1491 nucleotides long. RefSeq lists its product as uncharacterized. The transcript has 2 exons. The coding region runs from base 1 to 1491 and encodes 496 amino acids. The record is from RefSeq and is a predicted model, not a curated record. NCBI's taxonomy places the organism in Eukaryota, Evosea, Eumycetozoa, Acytosteliales, Cavenderiaceae.